UUCCGGCCGCCAACGGCGACAGCGUUUUUUCGCGGUAAAAUGAAACAGAUCAACUGAUGUCGGGCAGAUUUACUUAGAGUUUUUCAACUUGACAGCUAAACUCUAUCGAACUCUUGUAACUACAGCGUAAAAGUCGUGUUGUCCAGAUAGCAGGUCGUCGGUGUUGUUAUGCAGAGAGAGCAGAGCUAGCGUUAGCAACAUUACAGCACUGAGCCUCCUGACGUCUGACCACAUACAGCACUGAACAAUGGCACUAGUAAGCGCUGAGGAGCUACAGUUAGAGCUGGACAUGUUCGGCAUCCCCUGCCAGGAUGAAUCCGUCCUCGACAAGAUGGUGGAGCAAUGCAUCUGCUACAGGCUACAAGCAGAUGAGAUGCUGCAUCAGUGGGUGGCCUACAGCUCCACCAAUGAUGGACUGAAGCUCACUAUUGACACCCUGGACCAGUUUGAACAUGAGAUUUUAAAGAAGAGGAACAGAUCCAAACAAGGCUUCAGAAAGGACGAGAGUCAUAGCAGAACCAGAGACAUUCACACGUUACAGGAUUUAAUCAAAGCUGAGGAAGAGGAGGAGACCCUCUUAGACGCCUACUCUACUCCUGCUAAGGGAUCUCAGAAACGAGCACUAACCACUCCAGAGCAUCCUCGUUCGAAGAGGAGUACAGCUCUGUUAGCCAGCCCAGGCCUGCUGCUGUCUCCAGCCAGCUUCUCUCCCAGCACCACACCCUCACAGAAGUACAGCCAGCGAGGUGGGAAAGGUGAGGUGGUGGUCACGUUUGGGGCCGUGCAGGGAACCCGUUGGGUGGGCAGGAAGAAUCCGGGUGCAGGCGUCCAGCUGGAGCUCCUGGGAGGCCCUGAGGACUCCCUCCACUGCAGCUACAAAUACAUGUUCCAGAGGCUGCGAGAUAUUCGAAAUGUGUUGACAGAGAAGAUUGAGGAGCUGGGAGAAAACUUAAGGACUCACUUCAGCAUUGAAGAAUUCUCCCCCGUCUCUCUGCCUGCCCAGGACAGUAUAACAGUGUUGGGUCAGGUUUGCUGCGACGGUAACGGCAAACUAAACGCUCAGUCGGUUCUGUUGGAGGCAGGACCAGAGCAGGGUGGUCAGCAAGUACCUGUCGACCUGGCAGAGCUGAAAGAGUAUUCCCUCUUUCCUGGCCAGGUGGUAGUGAUGGAGGGAAUGAACGCUACAGGAAGAAAACUGGUGGCUUCCAAACUCUAUGAGGGAGUUCCUCUUCCUUUCUACACUUCUACCAUAAAAAUGGAGACUGAUGAAGAACCAAUGAACGUGCUGGUGGCCUGUGGACCGUACACUCCCUCCGACAGCCUGACCUUCGACCCUCUGCUGGAUCUAAUCUCCAUCAUCAUCAGGGAUCGUCCUGAUGUCUGCCUGCUGCUGGGCCCAUUUGUGGAUUCCAAACAUGAACAAAUUGAGAAAGCUCAGGUGACCGAGACGUUUGAGGCCAUUUUCUCAAGAUGCAUCGAAAGCAUUGUAGAUGGCACCAAAAGUGUUGGCUGUCGCCUGGUGUUUGUGCCCUCUCAGAGAGACAUUCAUCAUCAUUUCAUCUACCCACAGCCACCCUUCAGCCUCCCAAACCUCAGCAAGGACCAGGCCCAGCGUGUCACACUGGUCCCUGAUCCCUGCACCCUGCUGAUUGACGGCGUCACCUUUGGCGUGACGUCCACAGACAUUUUGUUCCACAUGAGUGCAGAGGAAAUCAGCUGUGGCACCGGAUCGGACAGAUUCUCACGUAUUCUGAAGCACAUGUUGACCCAGAGGAGUUACUAUCCGCUGUACCCGCCUGUGGAGGAGGUGAACAUGGAUUACGAGAAGUUCCAGAGCUUCGGCCAGAUGUCGCUCACCCCUGACGUUCUCAUCGUUCCCUCUGAACUGCGCUACUUUGUAAAGGAUGUGGUCGGCUGUGUGUGUGUCAAUCCUGGACGGCUGACCAAAGGCCAGGUGGGUGGGACGUACAGCAGGCUGCUCAUUCAAAGCAGCAAUACGUCCGAGGAUGGGAAGAGAGUGAGCCCAUGUUUGACUGCUCAGGUGGUGAAAAUAUAACAGGAGUAGAAACUUUAAAUUCUCAUUGUGAGCUGACUCAGCCAGGACCAGUUUUGCUUUGAGCACUGUUCUCUCCAGGUAUGCUGAGAAAAAAACUUCAAAAAUAAUAAUAACUCACUGUACUGUUUAAACAAAUUCCCAUAUUGAUUUAUUUUUAUACUACACAUGUCAGAAUGUGCUGUGCUCUGGUUGAUGAUGCCAUAACUUGUGGGAUAUCAGUCAUUCAAAUACAGGAGCAACGAUGUCUUCAAUAAAUUAUCAACACUGUACAGUUUUUCUACUUGAAUGUUGUUAUUCUGUGGUUUCAUUCAAAGAGUUUGAAAUGUUCCUUUUCUUCACAAUCUUAUUUACUCUGGCGGUGUUUUAGGUUUCUAUAUUAGGUUUAAGGCGGGAAAAGAAACCUGCCAAAAAUUCCAUGUGUGUAUGUAUGUUGUACUUAAAACUGUAGUCCAAAAAUAAAAUAACUGUUUAGUUUGUGUUCA
This is a messenger RNA of Acanthochromis polyacanthus (spiny chromis), 2538 nucleotides long. It is a transcript of the gene pola2, whose product is annotated as polymerase (DNA directed), alpha 2. The record is from RefSeq and is a predicted model, not a curated record. Gene Ontology annotation, cellular component: alpha DNA polymerase:primase complex. The transcript is spliced from 18 exons. Bases 248 to 2056 code for a protein of 602 amino acids. Gene Ontology annotation, molecular function: DNA binding. NCBI's taxonomy places the organism in Eukaryota, Metazoa, Chordata, Actinopteri, Pomacentridae. Gene Ontology annotation, biological process: DNA replication; DNA replication initiation.